Molecule: messenger RNA, 309 nt
Organism: Prunus armeniaca (apricot)
Lineage: Eukaryota; Viridiplantae; Streptophyta; Magnoliopsida; Rosales; Rosaceae
Source: the annotation of a GenBank genome assembly
AUGGCCUCUUCCAUCGAAGCCGGAGGAUCGUGCACAAACGUUCGAAGCAGUCAAAAUCUUCGCGAUGAGGUAAAACAAAAAAAGAGGAAAACCAUUACACAUGGCUCCUCAAGUGAACAAUGCUCGCAGUCGGUUCCAGUGGUGCGUUCCGUGCCAAAAAUAAUGGCACUAUUAGGUCCUCCGAAGGAAAAUACUCCCCCACGUUGUGAUCCGGUAGAACUACCUCCGCCAAUGAUUGAGUCAUCCUUGUUCUUGACUGUGUCAGACUAUGAGGACCAGAAGUAUUUCAAUUGCAUGAUGAGUGAGUAG